AUUUUUCAAGAUGUUAUAUGUAUAGAAGAAAGUGCUUUGUGUAAUCAUAAAGAUGCAAAUACUUUCCCUAAAUUUUUUUAUGAAUACUAUCGCCGGUAUAUGGCGGCCUAUCGAUUGGUCAUCAAACACUGCUAAGCUGCUGUAUAAUGCAUUUACAUUUAUUGUACUAAUUUUGGAAUACUUUUUAAUGUUAACCCAAUUUAUGGACAUCGUUCUUGUUGUCGAUAAUAUUGAUGAUUUUGCUACUAAUACUCUAAUGUUCCUGACUAUUGUUGCUAUUUGUUGUAAAGCGACUGUCAUUAUAAUACGUCGGAAUUCAAUCAUUAGAUUGGUGCAAAAAUUAUUGAAGGCACCGUAUAAACCUCAAGACGAAGACGAAAUGGCCGUACAAACGAAAUGUGAUAAGUUUAUCAAGUCAUGGUCGAUAAAAUAUAUAGUUUUGGUGAUAGGUUCCGUUACAGGCAUCACAAUAGGGUCAGUGUUAAAUAUGAUGCAAGGUCAUUUACCUUAUAGAGUAUGGUUGCCAUACGAUACUAACGUAUCUUUGAUAUUUUGGAUUACAUCCAUUCAGCAAAUUGUAUCCAUUAUUUUUGGAGCGAUCAUAAAUGUCGGUACAGAAACUUUAAUUUUCGGAUUGUCUUUGCAAACUUGCGCCCAAUUUGAAAUUUAUGAACUUCGUCUUCGCAAAUUAGUGACUAGCAAAAUAACUAAUUAUUUGAAUCAUUUACCUGCAUCCUCAAAAAUUAGAAAAGUAGCAAUAUCGGAAUACAUACAUCAUCACCUUUGCAUUUACAGAUUCGCUAAAACAAUAAACAUGAUAUUUAACCAGGUAUUUUUCAUUCAAUUUUUUGGCAGCAUAUUAAUAUUAUGUACAAGUGUGUAUUAUGUAUCAACGCAUAUGAUGGAAUCUGAAAGUGCAACUCUGAUAAUUUAUACUUUUUGCAUGUUUGUACAAAUUUACUUAUUUUGCUGGUCCGGAAACGAAGUCAUACUUAAGAGUAUGAAUUUAAGAGAUGCAAUAUAUCAUACAGAAUGGUUUUUAUUAUCAAUCAGCGACAAGAAGGAACUCAUAAUGAUCAUGAUGCGUAGCACAAUUCCUGUUAAAUUUACCAGUAGUUUCUUGAUAACUUUAUCUCUUCAGUCUUUCAGUAGCAUCUUGAAAACAUCAUAUUCUGCAUUUAAUUUAUUACAAAAGUAA
Molecule: messenger RNA, 1198 nt
Organism: Camponotus floridanus (Florida carpenter ant)
Lineage: Eukaryota; Metazoa; Arthropoda; Insecta; Hymenoptera; Formicidae
Product: odorant receptor 46a-like
Exons: 5
Coding region: 53-1198 (381 amino acids)
Biological process (GO): detection of chemical stimulus involved in sensory perception of smell; sensory perception of smell
Cellular component (GO): plasma membrane
Molecular function (GO): olfactory receptor activity; odorant binding
Source: RefSeq, a predicted model, not a curated record